Fusarium vanettenii 77-13-4 is the source of this 1578-nucleotide messenger RNA. RefSeq lists its product as uncharacterized. Gene Ontology annotation, biological process: ketone body catabolic process. Bases 1 to 1578 code for a protein of 525 amino acids. The transcript has 8 exons. Gene Ontology annotation, molecular function: succinyl-CoA:3-oxo-acid CoA-transferase activity. Lineage: Eukaryota; Fungi; Ascomycota; Sordariomycetes; Hypocreales; Nectriaceae. The record is from RefSeq and is a predicted model, not a curated record.
AUGUUCAAGCACGUAUUUCGCCUCACCACGGCCUCUUCCCGGACAGUGUCAUGCUUCUACCGCAGUUUCUCUGGCUCUACCUCAUUGCGGAGAAUUGACAAAAUCUCCUCAUCCGUGACCGACGCCAUCGGUGGGCUCAAGAGUGGUUCGACGGUCCUGGUUGGCGGCUUUGGCUUCUCUGGAGUACCGAACACACUCAUCAACGCCGUAGCCACACGACAGGAUAUAAAUGACCUUACGGUGGUCUCCAACAAUGCUGGAAUGCCGGGCGUUGGACUGGGCCAACUACUCGAGACGCGCCAGAUCAGCAAGAUGAUGGCAUCCUACAUCGGAGAGAACAAAACUUUUGAAAAGAUGUAUCUGACCGGUGAUCUCAGUCUGGAGUUGAUCCCGCAGGGGACAAUGGUUGAGAGGUGUGCUGCCGGUGCUGCUGGUGUACCAGCAUUCUACACACCAGCUGCAGUCGGCACAAUAGUCCAAACUGGCGAGCUUCCCGUAAAAUACAACCCCGACGGCACCGUGGCCACCAUGUCCAAGGCAAAAGAAAUGCGACAAUUCAAUGGCAAGAACUACGUCCUAGAAGAAUCAAUAUUCGGCGAUGUUGCGUUAGUCAAGGUUCACAAGGCUGACAGGCUGGGAAACUGCACAUUUCGCAAGGCUCAGAACAACUUUAACGAAGCCAUGGCAAAGAACGCCAAGCUCACCAUUGUCGAAGCUGACGAGAUCGUCGAGGUCGGUCAGCUCGAGCCCGAGAGUAUUCACCUCCAGGGUAUAUACGUUGACGUGGUAAUCGAGAGUACCGAGCCAAAGAAGAUUGAAAAGUUGGUGUUUGACAAGAAUCCCGAGGAAAUUGUCAAGGAGACAGCAUCAAACUCCAAGCGGGAACGCAUUAUUAAAAGAGCCGCCAAAGAGCUAAAAGACGGCAUGUACGUCAACCUCGGCAUCGGUAUCCCCCUAGCGGCGCCGGCUCUGGUGCCCGACGACGUCGAGGUGGUGCUGCAGUCUGAGAACGGUAUCCUGGGCAUGGGGAGAUACCCCAAGCCUGGUGAGGAAGACCCAGACCUCAUCAACCCCGGAAAGGAGACUGUGACUCUGAAUCUGGGUGCCUCGACCUUUAGUAGUCGAGAGAGCUUCAGCAUGAUCAGGGCGGGCAAGAUUAACCUCACGAUGCUGGGCGCGCUGCAGGUUAGCAUGUACGGGGACCUCGCCAACUUUAUGCUUCCGGGCAAGGUCAAGGGCAUCGGCGGUGCCAUGGACUUGGUCGCGAACCCAGAAAAGACAAAAGUGGUUGUCACCAUGGAGCACGUUGAUCGAAAAGGGCGUCCAAAGAUUCUGAAAGAAUGCACGUUCCCCCUCACUGGUCCCCGAUGCGUGUCAAGAAUCAUCACAGAUAUUGCAGUUUUUGACUGUACGCCCAAUGGACUGGUGCUUAAGGAGUUGGUGGAUGAGGUCAGUGUAGAUGAGCUGAAGAGCCUGACGGACGCGCCGUUUGAGAUAGCAGACGACUUUAAGCCUUACGAGUUCCCGUGCCGUGAGACAUUGCCAUGUUGGCUUUGCAAUGAUGCCAAAUUGACAUGA